GGCGCUAUUAGUGACAUCCCACUGGUCCAACACGGAAAUCCACUCGUCAGAAACACAGAUUGCACUUCACUAGUUCCGCAGAAGCAAAUCGGCCAAUGCAGUCCUCCUCUACAGUCAAUAUCGAUCAGUGAUCAGCCGUGCGGCUGGAUUAUCGCCUGUGAUCCGGCGGCCUGCCUCAGCACCGACCAGCGUGACCGCGGUUCAUCAGUAGACAUGUGCAGGGUGUGGAUGUGCUGAGACCCCGGGACCAAGCUCACCUGCUUGUUUGUGUCAGGGUGGAGGUGAUGGAGAACAUCGAGGAGCCUUCGCCCCUCCGGAUCACACCUACCGUCCGGGCGCUUAGCUCCGCACUGCGGGGGAAGCCAGAGAAUGUCCCCGAUUCGAGCCGCGGACACGGCGACAGGAUCUUCCCCGAGCAGGAGAAGCUUUGGUUCAAGGAGAGCAGCGCGAAAAACCUGCGGAACCGGGACUUUCUGUCGCCGACCACGAUGCUCAACACGCUGUAUGCGGACGGACAGGUCCCUCCAGCAGUGAUGUCCAGGGUCCUGUCCCUCCGGGGCAGCGGGGUUCUGCCUGUGGCCGGUGGGGAGGUGAUGGGUGAGGGUCUGAGGGUGAGGGUGGACCGGGCUGCAUCCUUCAGGGCCGUUCUGGCGGGUGGAGCCACAGAGUACCUGAAGCCCCCGAGUCAGAGGCAGGGCUGUGUGGUGAUCAACUGCCCCGCGCUACACCCUAAACCCAACACACCCACCCCUGAGACGCUGACUCUGGGCCAGCUGAGGACAGUUCUGUUGGCUGACCACAUGGGGGCGCUGCUGAGAGGACAGGGAUUUACAGUUUCCUACUGCCCCACCCUUCCCGAAGACAGCGACAUCAUCGCCUUUCUCCAGGCUCUGGGCAUCGAUUGGCCGACAGCUCCUGCCAACUGGACCAACGAGGAGCGGGAGGAGAAGAUCCAGGAGGCGCUGGAGAACUGCCCAUACAGAGAGCGGGAAACGGAGAGAGGCAGGAGGACGAGCGGAGGGGGAGGGAGGAAGGUGGAGGAGGGGGAGAACGAGGGAGUGCUCAGGGUCAACCUGAAACGAGUAUUCCAGGAGGAGGGGUUGCUGGGAUACGACCCCAGCCUUGGUACCUGCACAGUUCACAGGGACAGUGUUUCACACCUGGCACAGCUGGACCUGACCACAGCCGACUGCACAGUUGCCGUGGCAACAGCAUUACAUGUGACUUCCUGUCAGGAUGAGUUCCGCCAGCAGCAGAUAGCAAUGCUGUGGAGAGCCAGUGGAGCGACACACACACAGAGAUGUGGUGUUGGUGGGCCGGUGAAGACUCCUGGUUGUCACCUCACUGCUGCUCAGUACCUGCAGCUGAGAAGAGGACAGAUGAAGGAGGCGUCAGAGAUGAAGUACGGAGAUCAAGUAGAAGGUCAGACAUGGGAUGACAUCAUCAGGGUCAUGACCUCUGCCACUGUCAGAUUUGAACUGCUGUCGACAGUCCACACUAGUCCUGUGACACUGGACGUUCAGAGGGAAGGGGGUGUGUCCACCAAAGGGCCGAGGGGAGGAGUGUUUGUGAUGUACAACUGCGCUAGACUCCACACUCUGUUUGACAGCUACGAGAGAGGAGUGGAGAAGGGUCUGUACCCAGAAAUCCCUGAGUGCUCCCAGCUGGACUUCUCUGCUCUGAAAGAGGAGGGCGAGUGGCUCCUCCUGUUCAAUUACCUCAUUCCCUUCUCCGAGCUGCUGGACCAAUCGGGACAAGUGUUGGACGGAGAAGGGGGAGGAGCCAGAGUCAACAUUAAGACUGAACAGAUCUGUAAGUUUCUGGUGUCUCUCAGUAAAGACUUCAGCUCCUACUACAACAGAGUCCACGUGCUCGGGGAGCCGUUGCCUCAUCUCUUCAACCAGAUGUUUUGUCGUCUGUAUCUGUUGAGAGCGUUGAGAGAGCUCUACCACAGCGCUCUGGACACCCUCAACCUCCCCCCCAUCAGGCAACUAUAGCCUCCUCCUGUGACCACUGUAGCCCUACCUCCCCACCCGCCUCACACACACACACACACACACACACACUGUAGCUUCAUGCUUUGAAGUUAAAUGAAUCCACCUGACACUUCACCUUCACCUGUUACAGUAGUUAUUGUUUUACCUGUAGCUCCUGCAGCUCAUUGUGAAUGACUCCUGUAGCUGAUAUACUGUAACUGUGACUCAUCAAUCAUGUGACGUGACACUGGUGAACUCUGACCUCUGCACUUGAUCUGGACUGACUUUAGAAAACGUGAACAUUUUUUACAUCGUUAAAGAGAAAGUUUGAUAUUUUGAAUUCUGCUGAUUUGCAGAUAAUUGUAUUUUCUUGUCAUGCGUAAGAUGAGAAGAUCAAUAUCACUACCACAGAUAACUGAUCAAUAUCUCAUAUCUGUGUGGUUAAAAGUGAAACUAGCGCGAGCAGCAGCUUAGUUUAGCUUAGCUUAGCACAAAGACUGGAAGUGGGGGGAAACAGCUAGCCUAGCUCAGCACCUCUGAAGCUACUUAAUAUAACAUUGUAUUUUCUGUGUUUAAUCUAUAGACAGUGUUGACAUUUUACAGGAAAUUACCUGCGGUAAUGAUUUCCUGGAGUCUCCACUGGUUGCCUAGGUAACAAGAUCAGCCUUCCAGCAGCUAUAAAACUCAAUACUUAGCACAUUAUAUCUUGUUUGUUGAAUCCUUACAAAAACUGGAGAGUAAAAAGGAAAGUUUGAUAUUUGAACUCAAACUCAGAGCUUCUGAAAACACCAGGACUGAGCUCUUCUGCUGUAAGCUAACAUGUUAUGCUAAGAUGUUAGCAUGUUCUCUAAAGUUACAGAUCACAUUUAUAAAAGCACUAUCAUGGUGUUCAUCAGAUGUGGGGAAGUUUGCAGCUUUACAAUCAGUGUUUAUGUGGAUCAGUUGCCAGGCAACCAGCAGAGACACCAGGAAGUUACUGAUCCCAGGCUGGAAAAGUGCUGAUACUUCAGUCAGUAAGACUCAUAUGGAAGA
Seriola dumerili (greater amberjack) is the source of this 3008-nucleotide messenger RNA. RefSeq names its product DALR anticodon binding domain containing 3 (gene dalrd3). Gene Ontology annotation, biological process: arginyl-tRNA aminoacylation; tRNA C3-cytosine methylation. Bases 285 to 1997 code for a protein of 570 amino acids. The transcript is spliced from 13 exons. Gene Ontology annotation, molecular function: ATP binding; arginine-tRNA ligase activity; tRNA binding. NCBI's taxonomy places the organism in Eukaryota, Metazoa, Chordata, Actinopteri, Carangiformes, Carangidae. The record is from RefSeq and is a predicted model, not a curated record.